Spodoptera littoralis (African cotton leafworm) is the source of this 601-nucleotide messenger RNA. The record is from the annotation of a GenBank genome assembly. NCBI's taxonomy places the organism in Eukaryota, Metazoa, Arthropoda, Insecta, Lepidoptera, Noctuidae.
AAGCGCACUCGUCGCUAAACUUUAGGGGCAUAUGCCAUGCACUGAUCACUUAAAGUUCAACUAGUGGUGAUUUACGAAGUCCAGACUACACUCAGUAAAAGAAAUAAAAAUGGCCCAAAUGUACUUAGCUGUCACCGUCGUUGUGUUGUUGGCGAUCUCACACGGCGUCAGUGCGAAACGAGGGUGUUCUGCUUUUGGCCACUCGUGCUUCGGCGGCCACGGCAAAAGGUCGGGGGAUACUGCUGCCAUGGAUCAGUUAUCAAGUCAGGAGCUGAUGGUGCGCCACCAGUUGGGGCAGGAGGAGACGCCGCCCCACCCUGUGUACCCUCAUUCCGGAUACAACGUGCUACCAUCAGGGGAUGACAUCAUCCCCAUCAGGGACGGAGGUGAGGAUGACAGUGUUUACGACCACGAGGAGAGUGCGCGCGCCCGAGAGGUAAUGAAGAUGAAAUUCCGAAACAUCUUCAAACAUUGGAUGGACAACUACAGGCGGUCACAGCAAAACCCAGACGAUGGUUACUACGUUGAAUCCCUAUAAAUUAUAUUAAAUAUAUGACAUACUACCCAGUCUCUAACAAAUCUUUUAAACUACCUUCACGAG